Molecule: messenger RNA, 412 nt
Organism: Pygocentrus nattereri (red-bellied piranha)
Lineage: Eukaryota; Metazoa; Chordata; Actinopteri; Characiformes; Serrasalmidae
Gene: ly6d
Product: lymphocyte antigen 6 family member D
Exons: 3
Coding region: 55-285 (76 amino acids)
Source: RefSeq, a predicted model, not a curated record
CUCCAGUAAAUAAAGGUACUCAGCCGUCACACUACCGUCAGACCAACAACCAACAUGAAACUGCUGCUGUGCUCUCUCGUACUUGUGCUCCUGUGUAGCACCACUGUGCAUUCCCUCCAAUGCUAUACCUGCGUGGAUGGAAACUGCAAGACUCCUACAGAAUGCCCAGAAUCAAGCAACUUCUGCAAAAUGUCCGUGACAUAUGACUCACUUUCUCGGACAUGCGAGGAGUUCUGUGUGCCUGGACUGAACGUCUACUGUUGCCAAGAGGACCUGUGUGGUUGAGGCCCAGUUGAAGCAAUGCUGCCGCAAUAUGAUACGCAGCUCAGAUAUCUAAUAAUGCAGAAAAAACAAUCUUUCUCAUUAUUAUAACAUGGAAAAUUCUGAUCCUUAAUUAAAAGAUUGCAACGUC